Molecule: messenger RNA, 2553 nt
Organism: Diospyros lotus (date-plum)
Lineage: Eukaryota; Viridiplantae; Streptophyta; Magnoliopsida; Ericales; Ebenaceae
Exons: 7
Coding region: 239-2287 (682 amino acids)
Source: RefSeq, a predicted model, not a curated record
UCAACGUAACGCCUCCCCCAUUUCGUGCCCUAGCCCCUUGAACGCCUCCGCCAGCCGCAACAUGAACUCCAAAGCCCCAAUUUAUCCCUUUCCUUACUUCAAUCCGCCGCUGAAUCCUUGUUCUAUGGCUCCUUUUUGACUAGAAAUUUGCUCGGAAGAGCGGUGGAAUGGUCUGGCCUCCUGUGAAUCGGAGGUUUUUGUGCGGCUUGGGUUGUUGUUUGAUUGUUGUGUUGUGGCGAUGGAUGCGGUGAAGUUGGCUCUUCCGGCGGCGGUUGCGGUGUCAAAGAUCAUGGGAUCGGAGGGUUGUGGCGGCGGUGGGGCUGAUGGCGGUGGUGCUGGUGGUGUUGGGGUUACGGUCGUGGAAGUCGAGGCUCGUGAAUCGGACCGGAUUUCUAUUGUCGUUCCCCCCGCAGUCGAGAGGUUCGGCUCUUUUUUUGGCAAGAAAGAUGAGAGAGAUGCUGUUAGUGCCAAAGAACCAACUUUCCAGAACAGGAUGGCAUGUACUGAACUGUGUAGUGAUAUUAAUAAGCCUGCUAGCUCUCAGUGUGAAAAUGCAGCUCGAGAGCUUAAACUCCAAAAUGGUUCACCUUUCCCAAUUCCAAUUCUUGAGAGUAAACAAAUACAACGAAAAUCUGGGAAAGUGGCAAGAAGUGCUACUGGUUGUUCCAAGAGACCGAGGACGGCACAAACGGAAGAAGUGUUCAUAAAUGAAGUUGAUGCUAAUGAUGUAAAGGAGAAAAGCCACUUGUCUAAGCAGAAGAAUGGGUUACAUGGAAAGCGGGGGGACAAAAGAAAUGGUAAAGUUCCCAUGAAAAGUAAAUAUGAUCAUUUCUCUCUGAAAGCUGGCAUGGGGAGCUUCAAUUCAGCUGGUGGCAGCAACAACUUUCUUGGAAUAUAUGGGUUGAAAUGUGAUACUUCUGAUAUUACAAAGCAUCUGGAUGAGUUAUCACUUAAUGAGCUCCUUGUUGGCAUUUACCAUGGUCCUAGUUCUGAAGAUAAGGGGAAGAAAGUUGGAAGUUUGAAUGAAAAUAUUCUACAAUCAGUUAGAAAGGCUUGCUCUAUUCUUCGUAUACAAAAGCCCCUACAGAGCCAAAAUUCUACUGAGAUUGAUAACAGUUGCAACCUGAAAGUUUCCAUGUGCCCAGAGAGCUCUGAUCCUUCCAUGGCAAGCAGAAAUGAUGGUGAUAAAGGAGAUAACUGUCCUGCCGAUCCUUCUUCUUUUGACAAGGUUCAAGAUUGUCUUAGCCCAACCAAAACAACUUCCAACAUUCUAGAUUUCCCAUUUUGUCAACCUAAAGAUUUACUGGACCGCCUUGGGCUUCCUCCGCCGAAGGAUUUGGAUUCUUUGCUUCUUGAUGUCACCAAGCCUGUUGUGCCUUUGAAGAACAAUUCAGAUUCACGUGCCAAGCAGAUAUCUCAUCGGGCUAGCUUACCAUCUUUUCCUUGGUCACAUAACUCCGGAGGGCAUUGCAAAUCUAAUGCCGAUGCAAUUAAAAUAUCUGCAAGCAGGGGCAUAUGUCAUGGUAGAUGGGUAAAAAUGGGGCACACUACUAUGUCUGUGGAAGGCAGGACUGGUUUCCUCACAGACUUAGACUCACUCACUUAUGAUGACAGUCUGGUUCCUUUGGGAAGUCUGAAAUGUGUGCCCUUGGGAAAUGAAAUUACCCCAUCUGCAUCUGUUGGCUUUCCUUGGUUUAAAUCAGGUUCAUCAUCAUCUGCAACAUGCUCCAGAGCUUCCCAGCUUCCUCCAGAAUUUUGUAGCAGUCUGAACAAUGAAGGAGAUGGUGGGCAUUCUCCAAGAUUAUUGGCUGCUGCUCAGACGCUAUGUGACAUUGCGGCUCAUUCUCGUUCCUUGAAGCGGGAGCUACAUACAAUGAUAAGUUGGGCAAAGAAACCUUCAGAAAAGGCCAUGAAAGCUUGCAGGUCAAAAUUAAAAGACAAAUCUGACGAUGUAUUUACAACACCAAAGUCAGAAGUUGUAACUGACAACCAGUCGAAGAAGCCUAGGCUGAUCAUCAAUGACAAGUAUGACAAUCUUGGCCAUAAUACUGCAAGAAAAGGAUCAUCAGUAAAUUGGUCUAUGCCCAGAUCAGGAAGACCAUCUACGGGCAAAUCAUUUAGAGAUUCCGUUCCAGAAACAAAACGUUAUAAUGCAAGUGAUAUGAACCUAACUUGCAUGAUGCCACCUCCAUCAUCACGGGUCUCAGACAAGGCUUCCAACAGAAGCCAGAAGCUGAGAAAGUUAGUGCCGAUGGAGUGGAACAGGGAAGCAGGGAAGCUCGACUGAAACAAUUGGUUAUCAAGUAAUAUUACUUUUCCUGGAUCGCUGGUUUAAUUCUCUGAAACGCCGUUGGUUGGUUGUUGUCAAGACUGCUAGGUUUGUACAUAUUGUGCACAACAUGUAGGCCUUGUUUGUUAGAUUUUAUCUUGAGGUAGAAAUAGGGUCUCAGUGUUGUAAUUUUAAUUGUAGUACAGGUCAGAAACUGGAUCAUCAUCCUUGCCUUGUGUAGAGCAUUGGAUGAGGCAAUGGAAAAUUCUCUCUCUCUCUCUCUC